AUGCAGAAAAACGCCAUCAAAACCAGCUUUUUUAUUCUUUCGGAUUCACACGCCGAGAAGGGGCUGGCGAUCCCCAAUGUACCAGUCGACGUAGCGAUUCACUGUGGCGACUUGACCGAGGAAUUCAAAAUCCACGAGUUCCAAACAUCUCUGGACCUCCUCCACCGCAUCGAUGCCCCUCUGAAACUGAUCAUCGCGGGAAAUCACGAUGUCGGAGAGGCCAGAUGCUUGUUCAACUCGGAAGAUGUCGUCUUUCUAGGAAAGGGCAUCCACAGUUUUGCCCUCCGAAACGGAGCGAAAUUGACGGUCUACGCCAGCCCAUUCACGCCAUCACUCGAAGCAGACGACUGGGGGUUUCAGUACAAACGAGGAGAGAACCACGAAUUCAACAUACCGAGUGAUGUCGACAUUGUCAUCACCCACGGCCCACCGAAUGGGAUCCUCGACCGUGCAGCGUCCAAGCAGAGACUCGGAUGCGAACAUCUCUUUGCUGCUGUUGCCAGAGCGCGCCCAAAGAUGCACUUCUAUGGGCAUGUUCACAAUGGUUGGGGGGCCAGAUUUGUGGCAUGGCGGGAAGUACCCAGCGAGAAGCCAAGUCACUUUAGUGACAUCAACAACGAGGGGUCUGUUUUGGUGGAAAAUCUUGGGAGUAUUCUUCCGGGGAAAUGGGAUACGGAGGAUGUGGUUCGAGAGAAGGAGAGCCGGCUGGAAGAUUUGCGGAGGAGGGGUUACAAGAGGACAAGUCAUUGUGCCGGGGAUGAGCAGCCGAUUGGGGUGGGAAAGAGUACUUUAUUUGUUAACGCGGCUAUUCAAGGGGCGAAGGAUGGGACACAGUUUCCAUGGGUUGUUGAUAUUGAGUUACCUGCUGCUGUCGCGUUAGAAGGAUGUUAA
Molecule: messenger RNA, 891 nt
Organism: Podospora anserina S mat+
Lineage: Eukaryota; Fungi; Ascomycota; Sordariomycetes; Sordariales; Podosporaceae
Exons: 2
Coding region: 1-891 (296 amino acids)
Molecular function (GO): hydrolase activity
Source: RefSeq, a predicted model, not a curated record